AGUUCAUCGAGUCCUUGACAACAUAGGAAUAAGAUUCAUUGAAUAGCGUAGGUAGAAGAACCAUAAGGAAAGUAAGCAAGAGCCAACAGUGACACAUACCAUCGACCUCUUCCUCUUCGCUUUCAUUCCUUAAAUCAACGACAAACACUACUUCCGAUUCACGACAUGUUGCCCCUUUCCUUGCUCAAGACUGCCCAAGGUCAUCCAAUGUUGGUGGAACUGAAAAAUGGGGAGACUUAUAAUGGCCAUUUGGUUAAUUGUGAUACAUGGAUGAACAUCCAUCUCAGAGAAGUCAUAUGUACCUCUAAAGAUGGAGAUAGAUUUUGGCGUAUGCCUGAAUGCUACAUUCGAGGCAAUACCAUUAAGUACCUUCGAGUUCCUGAUGAGGUUAUUGACAAAGUCCAGGAAGAAACCAAAAGCCGUGCUGAUCGCAAACCACCUGGUGUGGGACGUGGAAGGGGAAGAGGUAGGGAGGAUGGUGCUGGUGGACGUCAAGUGAAAGGAAUUGGGCGUGGCCUUGAUGAAGGUGGGGCUAAAGGGCCAGGAGGAGGCCGAGGCAGGGGUGGCCCAGGUGGAAAGCCUGGUGGAAACAGAGGUGCAGGACGAGGCAGAGGUUGAUUUGAAAGUACUUCAGAUGGGCCAGUUGCUGCUUUUUGAGGCAUUGGUGCCCGUUCAGCAGAUUUACUCUCUGUGUUUCGUGUGUAAUAUUGGAUUUUAGGUUUUUCCAAUUAUUUUCUUGCAUUUCUAGUCAUAGAAAUGGUGAUAUUAUAGACCUCAACAGAGCUUCUAUUCCAACAUUAUUUUCUAAUGCCUUUCCUAUUGAAAACUUGCCUAUGUAUUCCAUUCCCUCAGAAGUAAGAGGGGGGUACAUGUUAAUUCUUAAAUAGUAAAUACUUCCCAACCUUG
Messenger RNA from Gastrolobium bilobum, 906 nucleotides. Its product is annotated as probable U6 snRNA-associated Sm-like protein LSm4. Gene Ontology annotation, molecular function: U6 snRNA binding. Gene Ontology annotation, cellular component: U6 snRNP; P-body; spliceosomal tri-snRNP complex. Lineage: Eukaryota; Viridiplantae; Streptophyta; Magnoliopsida; Fabales; Fabaceae. Bases 166 to 618 code for a protein of 150 amino acids. The record is from RefSeq and is a predicted model, not a curated record. The transcript is spliced from 7 exons. Gene Ontology annotation, biological process: nuclear-transcribed mRNA catabolic process; spliceosomal snRNP assembly; P-body assembly.